GUAACAAGCAGGAAGGUGACGUGUUUUCGCUACGUGUCAGGAAGUUGUGUGUAGUCAACAUGGCGGCGCAGCAGGGAGAUGUUGAUGAACUCUUCGAUGUAAAAAACGCUUAUUACAUCGGCAGUUAUCAACAAUGUAUUAACGAGGCUCAGAAAGUGAAGCCGUCGUCACCAGAGAAGGAGACUGAACGGGACAUGUUUUUGUACAGAGCAUACAUUGCCCAGAGGAAAUAUGCUGUUGUCCUGGAUGACAUCAAGGCCAAUUCUCCACCUGAGCUUCAAGCUGUCAAAAUGUUUGCUGAGUAUCUGUCCAGUGAAAGCAAAAGGGAUGCUAUUGUUGCCGAUCUGGACAAGAAGAUGGCUAAAAGUGUGGAUGCCACCAACACCACAUUCCUCCUCAUGGCUGGCUCCAUCUACUAUCAUGAGUUGAACACUGAUGCUGCUCUCAGGACUCUGCACCAAGGAGAAAGCCUGGAGUGCAUGGCCAUGACCAUUCAGGUGUUGUUGAGUCUGGAUCGUGUUGAUCUGGCAAGGAAAGAGCUGAAGAAGAUGCAGGAGCAGGAUGAGGAUGCUACUCUAACCCAGCUGGCUACAGCCUGGGUUAAUAUUGCAGUGGGCGGAGAGAAGCUGCAGGAUGCCUACUACAUUUUCCAAGAGAUGUCAGACAAGUACUCAUCCACGCUGCUGCUUCUCAACGGGCAGGCAGCCUGUUACAUGGCUCAGAAUAAGUGGGAGGAGGCUGAGGGAGUCCUGCAGGAGGCACUUGAUAAGGACAGCAGCCACCCUGAGACGUUGAUCAACCUUAUAGUGCUGACUCAGCACCUGGGCAAAGCUCCUGAGGUGACCAAUCGGUACCUCUCUCAGCUGAAAGAUGCACACAGAGCCCACCCGUUCCUCAAGGACUAUUUAGCCAAGGAGAAUGAGUUUGACAGGCUAGUGUUGCAGUACGCUCCCACUGCUACAGCGUAAGACAUCUGCUUCAGCUGAGAUGCUUCAACAAUGGACAUAAGUUUAACACCACGAGGAUAACACUCUCUCUCUCUCUCUCUCUCUCUCUCUCUCUCUCUCUCACUCACAUACCUGUAUUUGUUUUGAUAUUUUUACUCGUAAGAAAAAUUUUACUUUGGCUGUAUUAUUUAAACAGACUAGAUGUCAUCAUUUCCCUUGGCAAUAGAUGAAACAUGUCUGCCCUGGUAACCAUUCUUUAUAAAUUUACAUUUCUCUUAUGGAAAUCAACACCUCUGUUUAAUGUAAGCAUUCCUUUGAAAUGGUAAUAAAUGUUUAAUACAUA
Lates calcarifer (barramundi perch) is the source of this 1290-nucleotide messenger RNA. It is a transcript of the gene cope, whose product is annotated as COPI coat complex subunit epsilon. NCBI's taxonomy places the organism in Eukaryota, Metazoa, Chordata, Actinopteri, Centropomidae. The record is from RefSeq and is a predicted model, not a curated record. Gene Ontology annotation, cellular component: COPI vesicle coat. Gene Ontology annotation, biological process: retrograde vesicle-mediated transport, Golgi to endoplasmic reticulum; intra-Golgi vesicle-mediated transport; endoplasmic reticulum to Golgi vesicle-mediated transport. Gene Ontology annotation, molecular function: protein binding; structural molecule activity.